AUGGCAACACCUGAAGAGGAGCAGAUUCAGCUCUCCAGAAUUGGCAAUGUCUGUAUUAUUACCUUUACUGGCAAGCCUCACAAGGCCAAUGUGUUCACCAUGGCGCUGCUGAAGCGCUUGGAUGCUCUGUUGGACCAAGUCGAAGACCAACACAUGCCGUGUUCGCUCGUCUUCACCGGCAGUGGGAGAUUCUUUUCGGCUGGAUUUGAUCUUCAAGCAUUGACAGGAACGCCUCACAAUAGCAAACAGAAAAGUAGUAGUAGCAAUGGGGCGGCAACUAGUUCACAAGACUUGGUCAACUUUGCUUGGUUGGUACUUGCGCGCAUCCUAAUCUUUCCAGCUCCCACAUUUGCUUUAUUCAAUGGCCAUGCGUUUGGAUUGGGACUGUUUCUUGGGUUGGCUUGUGACCAUCGCUGGAUGGUCAAUGACAAGAAGAAGGCUUUUCUGUGUCUCCCCGAAAUCAACAUUGGUCUGCCGUUGGGAUUUGGAUUUGCAGCCUUGGCCAGGUGCAAAUUGAAUAAGAGCGCUCUGAAGAUUGCUGCUCUGACGGGAAAGCAGAUCGCGGCCCAAGAGGCAUUGGAAUUGGGUAUGAUUGAUGCAAUAUUACCCCCAUCAAAUGGACAAGGUGGAUCACUACCGCAAGAGAUACUGGAACGGGCAGAAAAAUUGGUAUCGACAUCCGAGAAAGGAAAUCUGAAGGCCAUCAAGAUGGAAAUUUAUGGUGAAACCUACUCGGAUCUUCUCGCACCAACACAAAAGAGAUCCAAGUUGUAG
Seminavis robusta is the source of this 774-nucleotide messenger RNA. The record is from the annotation of a GenBank genome assembly. Lineage: Eukaryota; Bacillariophyta; Bacillariophyceae; Naviculales; Naviculaceae.